This is a messenger RNA of Pyricularia grisea, 5061 nucleotides long. RefSeq lists its product as uncharacterized. The record is from RefSeq and is a predicted model, not a curated record. The transcript is spliced from 2 exons. Lineage: Eukaryota; Fungi; Ascomycota; Sordariomycetes; Magnaporthales; Pyriculariaceae. The coding region runs from base 1 to 5061 and encodes 1686 amino acids.
AUGUCUUGUCCCAUUCCUAGCGACCAGAUUCGCCAGAACCUGGAACGUUCCGCUCGCGAAAAGGGCUGGGGUUCACCUUUUCAGCUGGGAGGCCCAUACAAACCGGGCUCACAUAUCGAGAACCCAACCGUGGGAAAUGGUGAUCUCAAGCAUCCGGAACCGGGCUUCUACUUUACCUGUCCACCAAACAAGUCCUAUAUCUUUUCUGUCGCCAAGAAAAAGACACAGGGAGGACAUGGCAGGCCCUCAGGCAUCCGACUUCAAGGUGGCUUCCUCCCCUAUCGGGAGAUCACUGCCGACACUUCUGAACAUACUUGGUAUCGGGCGUCACAACUUCAAAAGACGCACCCAGAUAUUUGUAGGAAAGUAAACAAGCGCCCAGUGGAAUGGGAGGAUUUGUACGAGUACUUUGAUGGCGAGGAUAUCUACCAAAUGGGUGCCUACAACGCCUGGUGCGUGGUCAAUCUGCUCUACGAGAUGAACCUCCACAUCAGCGAGGACAUCGAGGCCGAGUGGAAGAAGCUGAUGGAUUUGGCUCUCUACGAAUGGCUCGCCAACUUUGAUGAUGCCAAAGACAAGCUUCUCGCCUUUGACAGGCACAACACCACCCGCAGCAUCCUCACCGUCCUGGAUGAUGCGUCCAACGUCUUUGACCUUGACGCACUGACGAGGAAUCAGAAGGCAAUGCUAGCGAUACGGACUGGUCUACUGCGCGAGAAACUACUGGCAGAGGGAACGGAGCAUACCAAUGUGACUGUUGCUACCCAGUUCAAGCCAAACUUGAAACUUCCUGAGGUUACCCAUGACCACUACGUCGACAUGCCAUUAUCAGCCCCACCAUCCGUGUCCUAUUUCCAGACACAGUCGACUCAGUCUCAAUCUUCUCAGGUGCCGGCCGCGACACCAGUGGUGUGCAGUACUCUCAGUGACGAGACUCAAUCCAGUUUCAAAGAAGAGGCCAAGAGUAACAAGAGUGACUACCCAAAGACUCCAGAGCGCGUGCGCUUCCAGAGCCGGAGCAAUCACGUUUCUCCGACCAAGCUUCCUCACCAUCGUCAGCCUGCACCCAGUGCCCCAGUGCCUAUCUUUCUCGGCUCACAUUCCCCUGACAAGGGAGAUCAACGAAGCCAAGUGCCAGCGCCGUCGCUGCCUAUCCACCGGGGAGCAUCUGCUCCUUUCGGGUUCCAGCAGCAUCAACAAUUUCCUGCAGCAGCCCCCCAAGGCUAUCAAGGUCCGCAGAUGCAGCCUCCCCCUGUGCUACCGGAUCUGAAUCACCGGGUCCGCUUUCACCCGAACUCAUCUGUCGACAACAAUCAGGGCCACAACAACCACCACCAGCAGACUCGGUCGCGACACGCGCAACAACCCUCUACUGGCAACAUAUCUUAUCGCUCACGCAACUCGAGCACAAGCCCCCAGAAGAACGGCUCUUGGGAGCCCCGCGACGUACCAAAUUCCAUCCACGGCCCUGUCGUGUGCCGUCCCGGUUCCCGUCGCGACAGCACCUGCCAGGACGGCGGAUCUAAUCUAUCACUCAACAGCGAGACCCGCCAUGCUUCAUCAUCAGUAUUGGAGGACCGUAAGAACCUACCCCAUGGCCAGAACAACGCCCACAGCAACCCCAAGCAGCACCAGUGCGCCAAUUAUCCUAUUCCCCCUUCUGAGCCUUCGGUCAAGUGUGAAUGCCGCGCAUGUUGCGACAAGAGCCGCAGCGUAAUCGUAUUCUUUGACAAGGAGUCUGUGACCGAGUCUCACUUGGAUGACCUACGCAGGAUCUUUAGCCACUGGGGACAGAUAGAGCAUGCAUACAUCCUGAACAACAAGCGUUAUUCUCAAAAGGCCCACUUUGAACAGGCUCUUAUUCGAUACUUUAGCGAUUCCGUACCACCAACCGUGCUUCGGGAUAUGUUACCAUCGCGGCCAUGUCGUCUCGGGAACAGUAUAGUUCGCGUCAAGCAUCCUAAGGGAUCGAGGUACUUCCUUGGCUACCCGAUCUCUCCGAAUCAUCGUCGCAACUCGGUCGCCAACAAUGGUGCUGCUUCGGGGUCUCGGCCGUCGUACCAGCACCCAGUUCAGGGCGACAACUCCAUGCCGCCACCUUCUUGGCCUAUCAAGGACAAGCAGGUCAAUGGCAACGGUCCUAACCCGGCUCGGCACUCCAAGAAGCCUGCUCACGUUGGCCAAUUGACGCUGGGACGGGAUCAGCAGCAACCGCAAUACGGCAACAUCGGACCCGGUCAGACUGGUCUGCCGACUCCCCCUCUGUCCGCAAACCUCAACAUGCCGCCACCGCCAGUACAGUCGUCGAUGCACAACAUGGCGGCAUCACCGUAUCAGAUGGCGCCUUUGCCUAGUGGGAUGUCAACAUAUGCCCACAAUCAGCCACCGUUCAACUCUGUCACGAUGUAUCCUUCAACAGCUACGGCUCCGUUGCCAGGCCAGGCCACAUUCGCUUACCAUCCGCAGCCUGUUCCUCACAAUCCACCUCAUCAGGCUGGUGUUUUUCUUGGUUUACCUGCGCCCCCUGUGGUCACUGCGGUUCCUACGGUUCCCGAGGUCGCUGCUGCGUCUGGUCCUGGCCUAUCAGCCAAGCCCAUGAUCGUUGCGAGCGCCAAUGGAGGCCAAAGCGUCACAUCUCAGACCGGAAAAGACACUCGCCAUAAUAGCAUCACGGUAUCUCGAGAAGGCUCUCCCAAGAAACAGCUUGCUCGCAGCAAGGUCCAGCCGCCUGUUGUAAGCAGCUCAAUGACCGGACAGGAACCCACUGAGAAAGGCCAAGGCGAAGCAGCCAAGACCAAAGAGCCCAAGAAGGUGCCCACGGCCAUCGCCACAGAGUUGAUUGACAAGGUUGACUCCGGAUCGUCCACUGCCAACUCGUCCUUUGUGAUCCUGACGCCCAACUCAUCCUUCAACAGCGCCAGCAAUGAGAACUCGCCGUCUCGGACUCAGCUUGAGCCAGAGGUUCGCGACGGCAGUAUAAUCGACUAUGGAACCGUUCGUGUUCGUAUCAAGAAGAACCUCGGUCCGAGCUCUCUUUUCAACGAGUGGAUGAUGUCUGCCGACAACGAUGCAGGCACUGUCGAGGAAACCGCCGUCGAUUCUUCGGCUCAAGCCGAGCAAGGUAGAGUCGCCGUGGUCUCAACUGAUGCUACCAACGCUGAAGCGUUGCAGGAGGUCAAUAGGCGCUCCGUGAUGCCUGUGGAUGAGAAACCGAGCAGUCCUGCUCCGAAGUCUAAUGGUGGCAAACAUAUUCCCGUCACAGCAGAUGUCGAUGUAAAUGCUACUGGCACGACUCUGGCUGUUAACUAUGAACAGCACGAUGUACCACAGAAGCAGAGUGGGCCCAAGAAGGGCAAAAAUAAAAAGAAGAACAAGGCCAAACAGCAGCCGGGUCAAGAGAUCAUAAGCUCUACCGCAGACCACAAUGAGGCACGCUCUGUAGCGGGCGGUAACCACGACCAUGGCAAGGGGACAGGCGCGCAGACCCAUGAUGGUCAGGAGAAGAAACAGGGUAAGAAGAAUAAGCGCAACAACCACAAGAAGAUGUUUCGGGCACCUUCGGAGAUGAGUGACGGGAGCCGCACAAUGAGCUUGGUAUCUGGUCCCUCUGGUCGAGUGACCCCAGAGCCCGAGGCGCAUGAUAAGCAAGCUGGCGAUGCGGUCGGUGAAGCCAAGCCUGCAGCCGACAACGAGCCGCCUUCGCCACCACCAGAAACAACUGAUCUGGCUGUGACCAAGACGCGCGCUGGUAGAGAAGGAACCGCAACCCUACACCAUGGCAAUGUUCCCGUGGUUGCCCCUCCCUCGGACCAGGCUGGGCCCGAGAGCUCGCCGUUUGCAUCGCAGAAGGACGAGAUUGCUCGGCGGCUGAGCGACCGAGAGCCCGUGGUUUCUUCAGUCAUGACCAAGCCUCCUCCCAAGUUGAUGAUUACGCAGACGAGCAGGAGCAGCACGCUACCGGCUGGUUUUGAUCCUUUUCCUCGACCCGCACCUCUGCGGACCGCGACUCCUACCACAGCGACGGUAGCGGAUAAACAGGAACAGCGCAAGUUGCCGCAGACGCCACCUGCGCGCGAACUGACACCUCCUGCCACUCCAAAGGAGGAUAAGUCUUCUUCCAACUGUCCUCCGGUGCAAGCGAAUAAAGUCGAGUUGCCUGCUUCGCCACUGCCCAGCAGGCAGCCGAGCUUCAACCCCAAAGCUCAGGUUUUUGUCUCUGGGGGACCGCGGCAACCACCGCAUUUUUCGCAACCGGCCGCUUCACAGCCCGCCGAACAGCAGGAGCCCAAGAAAUUUCAAAAGAAGAAAAAGAAGACGGCCAAGAAGCCCCAGAAGAAUCAGCAACAGCAGGAGAAGCCUGAUGCGCCCGGUGCCAGCAACGAAUUUAUGAACAGCACCAACUGGCGCGCUACAGCUCCAGCUGCGAACUCGCAAAAGGCCGACGGUGUCCAGAAACCACAAGAAGCCACCAAGUCGCAGGGACCUGCUCCAGUGGUUCACAAUAACACCGGCAACAGCAACCGUAAUGCGGAUCGUCCGCCGACACCAUCAACGCCCCCCGAGCCGGCGUACAAAAAGGGCGACAAGCUGGACGUCAGCAAGGGCGAGACGUUCCUCAAACACCGCUUCAACGUCAUGUCGGAGCUCAAGGGCCGGACGCAGAAGGAAGACAAGAGCAGCAGGCUCGCCUCGUCCGCUUCCACCUCUUCGCCUGCAGCUGGCGGUGCUGCCGACUCGUCCACGUCGUCCUUUGCGGCAAAGGUUCGAAGCACCGACAACAACAAAAAGCCGAUUCCGCCGCCCGAGUCCUACAUGGCCUGGCCCAGCCUCCCUAGCCUCCCCAGCAGGCCCGUGACGGACCAGCAAGACUUGCCGUCGUUGACGUCUCGGGGCGGCAUCCUCAGGCGCGAUGGCGAUAAGAAGGCAUCGUCCCCUGUGAGCAGUGAGAAGAGCGCCAGCACCACCGUCAGUGACGCCAAGGGUUCAAAGGAGGCUACGUCUACGACCCUCAGCUUGAAGCUGACGCAGCACAAGACCCGUGCUAUGAGCAGUGCCAACUAA